AUGGCCAAACCCUUGGUCAAAACCCGGUCAAAUCUUUCUUGUCCUAUAUUUGGUAGCGCUAAAGACAUUCUCCCAGAAGAAAAUCAGCUACCAAGUUAUGAGGAUUUGAUGAAAUGUUAUUUAAGCGUGCGACUUGAGUUAAAAGGUGAUUCUAGUAAACAACCAGCAAAUGCUACAGUUGCAAAUAUUGUAGCCAGUAAAGUAGAGCAUGUAUGGAAACGAGCUUCCUUGCCAACUUUAUCUCGCGAGAGAAUAAUUAAACUAAUUCUUGCAUAUAAUCUCAAGUAUCAAAAUAUUAUUAAACCUAUCAAAGGGAAAAUUUCAAAAUUUUUACAAGCUAAGUUGAAUAAUUUCCAUAAAGACUCAAACAAAUUGUUUGAUAUAUCAACUUGUAAAUGUCUUGAUUUAGAACGUUGCUCUUGUGAAAAGGAAAGAAAAGUGCCGAAAGCAGAAUGGUCCUUUUUGCAAGAUCAAAAGUCUCAUCGUAAAAUGAAAAUAGGAGGAGUUGACGAGAUCCUAACCAAGCAGAUACAAAAAAGAGAAGAAAGAAAAUGGUCCUAA
Messenger RNA from Brassicogethes aeneus, 561 nucleotides. Lineage: Eukaryota; Metazoa; Arthropoda; Insecta; Coleoptera; Nitidulidae. The record is from the annotation of a GenBank genome assembly.